Messenger RNA from Effrenium voratum, 1259 nucleotides. Lineage: Eukaryota; Dinophyceae; Suessiales; Symbiodiniaceae. The record is from the annotation of a GenBank genome assembly.
AGACGUGGCGCAUCUCUCGCGAUCCUUGACGCUCGCCCCAUCCAACAGCCUGCUCAUCAUGGCCGUCGCAGAGGGCACGUCGCGAGUGAAGAAGGGCCUGGCGGCCAUGCUGAAGGGAGGCGUCAUCAUGGACGUGAUGAACCCCGAGCAGGCCAAGAUCGCGGAGGAGGCAGGCGCCUGCGCGGUGAUGGCGCUGGAGCGUAUCCCUGCCGAUAUCCGCCAGAGCAAGGGGGUGGCACGAAUGUCGGAUCCCAAGAUGAUCAAGGACAUCGUGAACUCUGUGUCCAUCCCUGUCAUGGCAAAGUGCCGCAUCGGGCACUUUGUUGAGGCUCAGGUCUUGCAGCAGGUUGGCGUGGACUGCAUUGACGAGAGCGAGGUUUUGACCGUUGCCGAUGAGGGCAACCACGUCAACAAGGGCAAGUUCAAGGUCCCCUUCGUGUGCGGUUGCCGCAACUUGGGCGAGGCUCUCCGCCGCAUUGCGGAGGGCGCGAGCAUGAUCCGCACGAAGGGCGAGGCAGGCACCGGCGAUGUGGUGGAGGCUGUGAGGCACAUCCGCACCCUCCACAAGGAGAUGCGCAUGGUGCAGAUGAUGGAUGAGGACGAGCUGUUCACCCUCGCCAAGGAGAUUGGAGCUCCAGUGGAUCUUUUGCAGGAGGUGAAGAAGACCGGGAAGCUCCCGGUGGUGAACUUUGCCGCCGGCGGCGUGGCUACUCCGGCAGAUGCCGCCCUUUGCAUGCAGCUGGGCGUGGACGGCGUUUUUGUUGGCAGUGGCAUCUUCAAGUCGACCGAUCCUGCGAAGCGAGCCCGCGCCAUUGUCAAGGCGGUCACGCACUUCAAUGAUCCCCAGGUGAUCGCCGAAGUCUCCGAAGACAUUGGCGAGGCGAUGACAGGCAUCAACUGCGACGGCCUCGCCACCCGCUUUGCAGACCGGGAAGGUGGCAACAUGCCGGCGGCCAAGAAGCCGAGGAUGGAAUCUUACGGAGACCACAAGGGCCUGGCAGGCACAUCCUUUUGAGAGGCCUCAAGUUUUGAUUUUCCGAUCCUCUGGCCCCUGCUGGAGAGAAUCUUCGCGAAGCUUCGCUCAGAGAGUUGGCCGCCGAUGCGAGCCUCUGACAAGGCAUCAGGUGUCUCUGGAGGAGACAUUUGAACAGAGCAGAGGUCGCAGACUGUCCUGCGCCAUGGACAAGUUGAUACUUUUCUCUUGCUGGCGUUAGCCUGGUGUCGUCCGCCACUCACCGCGUCGGUUUGGCCGUGACACC